Danio aesculapii is the source of this 1666-nucleotide messenger RNA. RefSeq lists its product as uncharacterized. Gene Ontology annotation, molecular function: NAD+ poly-ADP-ribosyltransferase activity; NAD+-protein-arginine ADP-ribosyltransferase activity. The record is from RefSeq and is a predicted model, not a curated record. The transcript is spliced from 2 exons. The coding region runs from base 1 to 804 and encodes 267 amino acids. NCBI's taxonomy places the organism in Eukaryota, Metazoa, Chordata, Actinopteri, Cypriniformes, Danionidae.
AUGCUUUUGAUCAUUGAAGCUCUUCUCAUCUUAUCUGCUCUAGAACAGGAUUACAGAGUCGCUGCUGCAGAUCUGAUAUUGCCGUUGGAUAUGGCAUCAAAUUCUGUCGAUGACCAAUAUAAAGGCUGUAGAGACAAAAUGGCAAAUCUGGUAAAGACCGAAUAUCUGAAGAAGGAAAUGAGCAACUCAGAAGAAUUCAGAACAGCUUGGAAAAAAGGGGAAGCUUUUGUCAAGGACCAAGUUGAUAGCCUGACGAGAAAUAAUUUAAUUGCAAUUUAUGUGUACAGCGAUGCUGGUAUAUAUCGUGAUUUCAAUUCUGACACACGCUGUGAUAAAAUCAAGUACAAACAAAGGAAAUACAAGUGGUAUUCACUUCACUUUCUGUUGACUGAAGCGAUUCAGAUUUUGAAGAAAACGCAAAAGAAAUGCUUUUCAACUUUUCGUGGAACUAACAGCGAAUUUAACAAAAAUGGGUUGAACAAAAAGGUUCGUUUUGGUUCGUUUGUGUCAUCAUCUCUCGAUCGUAAAAUAGCAUCAUUUUUCGGAAAAGUAUCAUGCUUUGAAAUCAGAACUUGUAAAGGUGCUGAGGUCACAGAAUAUUCAAAGCUUCAGCAUGAGAGAGAGGUGUUGAUACCUCCAUAUGAGGUUUUUAAAGUCACUGCUGUUAAGAUAAGAGAAGUUCAGAUAGAUCUCUGGUGUGAAACUGUGUUCACUUUAAAACCCUCUGGGAAAAAAAGUGACCUGGACUGUGCUCUGUUCAAAAAAUCAAACAAGACUGUAGCUAAAUACAAUGUCAUACAUUGAUUUUCAAUGUAAAUCAAUAGCCGCGUUUCCACUAUCGCGCCUAAAGCGAGCGAGCCAGGGCGAGCCAAGGCCAGUCGCGUUUCCACUAUCACUUCCGGGGCGUAAUCGGGCCAAAGCGGGGCUUCCUUGGGGCCAGCGUCCGGCCUUUUUCGGCCCACCGAAUACCUUGGGCCAAGGAGGGCCAACUGGGGCUUCGGGGCGGGGUUACGUACAAAGGCGGAGUUUUCCUGUCAGGUAAAGAGGAGACAAGAUGCUUUCUUCCCUUACAUUUGUUUUGCUAUCGCGCUUGAUCAACUCACUAAGAAGAAGAAAAAAUGGAUAGCAGACAGUACUGGUCAGUUGAGGACACCAGGGCUCUUCUGAACAUUUGGGCCGAGGAAAAUGUUCAGAGGCAAAUAGACGGCGUUUGCAGAAAUGAGGACGUUAUCAAGUACAUCGUACAUCGCUGUCUGGCCUUACACCAACAGACCACAAACAGUAAAAAAGCAAUCGCUUCGGUGUUCUCCAUCUUCCAGCUCUCGUAGUGAUGCCAGGUUGUGUUUGUGGUUAUAAUUUGAGUUUUUUGUUCCCGCUGAAGUGGGCGGGUUGUGUGACGGGUUGUGUGACGUUUGAUUCGGGGGAUGUUCUGGGGGCGGUGUUUGCGUGACGCGCUGCGAGCAACUAGCCCGACAGUGGAAACGCGACAUGAUUUCGGCCUCAUUUCUCAACCUCCCGGGCUAUUGGCCCGGCCUGGCCCGAUUAAAGCCCUGGUUCGCACUGGCCCGAUAGUGGAAAUGCGGCUAAUGGGGUAUAUGCAUAGUUAGUGUUUUUCAGCCUCCGAUAAACUUCCGGUAAAAGGUUUAUGUGACUACUUUCAAUUUCA